This is a messenger RNA of Insectozyma verbasci, 1779 nucleotides long. The record is from the annotation of a GenBank genome assembly. NCBI's taxonomy places the organism in Eukaryota, Fungi, Ascomycota, Pichiomycetes, Serinales, Debaryomycetaceae.
AUGAUAAAACGAAUAUUCACUUCGAUACAAGUGGGAAGUAUAUCUAGAUGGACAUUUCAAUAUAUACCGAAAAGGUUCAAUAGUAUUCCAGUUGAAAGAGUUAAAGAUUUUGUAGAUGUUUGUAUCAUUGGAGGUGGACCGAGUGGUUUAAGUACAGCCAUUAAAUUAAAACAGUUAGAUCAAAAUGAUAGUCUCAGGGUCAUGAUUCUUGAAAAAUCAUCAGAUUUCGGUAGCCAUAUAGUUAGUGGGGCCGUAAUUGAACCUAAAUCAAUUAAUGAAUUAUUUCCAAAUGAAAUCAAUCCCCAGGGUAUUGCGUUACCUUCUGACUUAAUUACUAAAGUUACCUCAGAUCAUAUGUUAUAUUUAACCAAGAAUUCUAGUUAUAGUCUACCCGAACCACCUCAAAUGACGAACAAAAACAAGAAUUUCAUCGUUAGUUUAAAUAAUGUUGUAAAAUACUUAUCUGAACGGGCUGAAGAACUCGGUGUUGAAAUGUAUCCUGGAAUAUCAGUAUCUGACGUAAUUUACAAUAAGAAUAAAGAUGGUGUUAUUGGAGUAGUGACUCAAGAUAUGGGAAUUGACAAAAAUGGUGUUGCAAAAGAUAGUUAUGAACCAGGUAUGGAAUUUUAUUCAAGAUUUACUAUAUUGGCUGAAGGUUGUCAUGGAAGUUUAAGUAAAAAAGUAAUUAAUCAAUUCAAUUUGAGGAAGGAUAGCGAUCCACAAACUUAUGGACUUGGAAUUAAAGAAGUUUGGGAAAUUGAACCUUCUAAAUUUAAGCGUGGUGAAGUUUUACAUUCAAUUGGAUAUCCCUUGAGUUCAGAUACGUAUGGAGGCGCGUUUAUGUAUCAUUUUGAAAAUAAUUUAAUUUCAAUUGGUUUAGUUAUUGGGUUGGAUUAUUCAAAUCCUUAUAUUUCUCCAUAUUUAGAAUUUCAAAAAUUGAAAAAACAUCCUGUCUAUUCUGAUGUGUUGAAAGGUGGGAAAUGCAUUUCAUAUGCUGCAAGGGCAUUAAAUGAAGGUGGAUAUCAAUCAAUUCCAAAAUUGACAUUUAAAGGUGGAGUUUUAAUUGGUUGUUCUGCUGGUUUUAUGAAUGUUCCAAAAAUAAAAGGAACUCAUACGGCUAUUAAAUCAGGAAUUAUAGCAGCUGAAGAAAUAUACAAAAAAGUACAACAUUUGGACUCAGUAGACGAGGAGAACUUUGAGGAUCAAGAAAUUAUAGAUUUAGUUGAAUAUGAAACUGAAUUCAAGAAAUCAUGGGCUUAUCAAGAAUUGUAUGAGGUAAGGAACGUUCGUCCAUCAUUUGAGAAAUUUGGGUUAAUUGGUGGGUUAAUACAUAGUGGUAUUUCAACAAUGAUCACGAAUGGGAAUGAACCAUGGACAUUACAUAACAAAACACCAGAUUAUGCAAAAACAAAAAAUGCAGAACUUUAUAAACCUAUUAAUUAUCCAAAGGCAGAUAAUGAAUUAACUUUUGAUAUUUUGACAUCUGUUAGUAGAACGGGUACAUUUCAUGAUGAGGAUGAAUUAUGUCAUUUACAAUUAAAAUCGAAAAGUUUAAAACGUCAUUCAAAGAUGAAUUGGGAAAAAUAUAAAGGUGUUGAACAACGAUUCUGUCCUGCUGGCGUUUAUGAAUAUUUAAAAGAUGAUAAAGGAGAUGUUAAAUUUCAAAUUAAUUCUCAAAAUUGUAUUCAUUGUAAGACUUGUGAUAUUAAAGAUCCGGCUCAGGAUAUUAAUUGGCAAGUUCCUGAAGGUGGUGAUGGUCCUAAAUAUUAUAUGACCUGA